AAGUACGAGUCGGACGAGCUUGCAUCCGGCUCCGAAGAUGAAAAGCGUCUUAAGAAGGCAAGAGAAGCGCCGAGCCGCAAGAGACGUCAAAAGAAACAACUCUCUAGUGAUCGUGGAAAGAAACCAAGAAUUGCUUUGGGCGCUGAUAAUCAGCUUUUUCGUGGUAAGAAAAAGAGCCUCCUCUUUACUUUGUAUAUUCAUGUGUUUUGGAUCCGUUUGCGCAUCCUACCAUAUUUCUCGUGUGAUUUGUUUGCAUUACGGGAAUUAAUUUAAGGGUAAAAUGAUUUACGUUCGUUUGAGCGAAGCGAAUUAGAACGUAAAUGUAUUUUCCGCUGUUAUUCCAAGUAAUUAGUCGCAGUUGUUUUCGUUUCACACCUGCCGUACCCACUAUUGUGCAUUCUGUUUUACAUGGAUGUCCUGAUUGGCCAGUUAUUAGUACUUAUACUCUCCGCUGUCUCUUGAGUACCAUUAACGCUCGCGGUUCCAUACAGUUUAUUCAUCCCCCUCCCGUUUACUUCAGGUUUCGUCAUUGCUUUUAUCUUUCAGGCCGUAGAGACACUUCUGGCGACUUCUUUCGCUGUUUCAAAUGCGGCAAAUUUGGACAGACUGGGCCAAGGACUCUAGAUCCAUGUUCUGGCCGGCAGUUACCAGUCCCCUAGCUACAAUUCUUGCCCUGGAAGGGGGGAUUUGCAUAAUGGGGGUUUUGUUGUCAACGAAGACAAAUCGGUAUGGGAACCCACCCAAGUAUUGGACUGGUUGGGUGUAACCUGGAAUUCUUCACUGGGUACUUUAAAAAUUGUAGAAAGAAGAAUUGUUAAGAUCAUUAAUACAAUUGAUCAUAUUAUUGAAGCCGAUUUCAAAGUGUCUGCGAGAGAGAGUUGGCCUCCUUUACAGGUCAAAUUAUUUCUACCGGGCCUGUAGUUGGUAACAUUGGUAGGAUAAUGACCAGACAUUGUGUCUUGUCCACUUUGUGCAAAGAUAACUGGGAUUCUAUAUUCCGUCUCGACGAUUACUGCAAGGAAGAACUGUAAUUUUGGAAGGGAAAUGUGGUUGAUGUCAACACUAGGUAUUGCUUUGUAAGUAAAGAUCCUAGUUAUUUUGUAUAUUCGGAUGCCAGUGCUACCGGAGGUGGAGCAAUUAUUGACUUUAACAAUGAUUUGUGUACCAAAAAAUGUGGUCGGAGAACGAGAGAGUUCAAAGUUCCAGGUGGAGGGAGUUGUCUGUUAUUGAGUUUUCAUUGCAAUCAUUUGCCUCAGUGUUCACAGCAUGAAAAUGGAGAUUUACGCAAAAUUAAAGUUUGCGUAAACCUGCGUAAAGUUGGUCAUCCAACUUUACGCAAACUUUCCACGGCGCGUAAAGGUUUGUAAAGGUAAAUUUACGCGCUCGGCUCUUAAAGGUUUCGUAAAGCUAGCAUAAAGUUGUUGUAACAGCUUUACGCUCAUUUACGCUACAAGUAAAGGUUUAGUAAGGUUGUCAUAUAAUGCUAGCUUCCUAACAGCAAUUUAUUCCCGACACUGUUUUUAGUAAGUCGUUUGUGACCUGAUACUAGUUCGCAUAGUUUUUUUGAUCCCUCAUUUGCAAUUGGUGUUCGAUGUUGGUGUGCGAUGUAAACAAGCCAACCACGCAAAUUUUUUUUUUUGGUGCGAACGACUUCGUACACGCUUAAAAAUGACGCUGAAAAGAAAAUUCUGCUGGCAGAGUUCAUGCAAAAGAUAUAGCUUGCGACUGUGCGGCAAUUUUCGAAAAACAGCAUAUCUGUCGCGGCAAACACAAUAGCCUUCAAUACUCAGUAGUAUUCCCUCAUUGAUUUCAGUCAGUAUAAGGUGUUUCUUCCUUAACCGUCACCUCUCUACACGGGCCAUUUUUGUUUUGUUUUUUUUUUUCGGCGGACGGUCCAUACAUGACAUACAUUUACUUUCCUUUCAACCUCUCUACUAUGGCCACUUUCUUCGAUGUCCCUAAGGUGGGCGUUGUAGAGAGUUUCAACUGUAAUUUGAUCACGUUGAAAUAAUUGGAAAAUAAAGAAAAAAUAUCGCCUCGCAAAAACGGCGAGUUUUACUUAAAGAAAGAACGCAUUACUUAAAGAGAAAGAACGCAUUCACAAAUUACUGUGACCAUUUUACGUUCAACGGAAUACUGGCUUCAUUGUUGAGCCUCCUUUAUCGCUUCCUUAUUUUAAGUCCGCGGACUUCAGGUUUGGGAACGGACAAUUUGUUAAAAGAAAGGGGCCUGGAAACAAUAGAGUGAAGGGACACCUGGUCAGCGGGCUUGUUCCUUUGCACAUGCUCAAUCAGGUUCGUUGAUUUGGCGUCCAUUUUGAAAGUGUCCAACGGUUUCAAACUUGCUUCUUUGAAAGGUUGGAGAUCGUUCAUAUAUUAUGCUUCUUGAUAGCAUCACAGGACAUCUUAAGGUUGUUACAAUUUAUAAUGGCACUAUCAGCCUUUAGUAAUCGAUCACUUCUCAAGUGUGCAGCAACCCUUUCGGGACGAGAUACUCAGUCAGAAGUGGAGACAGAAACAUCGUGUGAAGCGCAAGCAUUAACACUGGAAUGUUCACAACACAGACCAAGACUGUAUUACACGUAUUACUAAGGCUCUUCGAUACUCAAGAUCUCGCUGAAAAGAGCAGAUAGUAAGGCAAGGUAAGUUGUCCUGGCUCGCCUUUUCUCUAACUUUUUAAGCUUAAUUCCAACUUGUUUAUGACGAGAGUGACUGUCUCAAGUACUCAGUAACUAACAUUUCAGUGAGCAAUGAAACCAGCAUUAACCGUUUAAAGUAAAUUAUAACUAAACAUGUGUAUUUAUUUGGCAUAACCUUUCAAUACUAAGCAAGCAACGAGACCAUGACGUUGAAGAUGAUAAUGUAAAAUCAUGUAAGGACUUUGGGGGUCUGAAGGAGUAGAAUUUCCUUGUUUUGUACUGGAAAAUAGGAGUUUGGUCUCUGGUACUGGGAAUUACUAAAAGAAAAUAAUGGAAUUAAGAAAGGACAUCUGUAUAAAGUAAGCUUACAUGUAAUGUGAUACAAACAUUCUUAUGAAAAUUUUCACAGACUAUAGAAGAACUAAUAGACAGAAUAGAAAAGUGUUAACAAGUGUUGAAUUUGCAAGUAGGCAAAGAUAAUCUACGUAGUCUGGUUCUAUAUUUUCAUGCGUCAGCCAAUAACAAACCCAAGCUUCCCAAUUCCCGGGGCAGUCAUAGCGUCAUAAGUGGUGAAUAAUUUAACAGCAUGCAUGUAUUUUUUGAAGCAGGUACAAAAGUUUAUUUUUGAUUUUAAAUUACGUGGGUUUUAACUUAAAUGAACAGAGAAUGAAUAGACAUUUUCAUGAGUCUUUCAAUGCAUAGCUAAUGCAGACCAUGAUUGAAUUAGAAUGUAUUUUCAUGUAAGUGCCAACAUAGUUGUUAACAUCUUCACAGUUUCAUACCUUCAUCUGCAGUUCAAAGUAUGAUUCAUUUCAUAUAUUACCAUUAAUUUUAAUCUUCAUUGUGCACUGCUCCUAUGCAAUUAUAUUGUGGUUCUUGAGAGGAUACAGUGCAGCACAUACUGUCAGGAAAUUGAAUGCCUUACUUUUUGGGAAGCAAAGCACACAGUCAUGUUAGAAACCAGAAAUUGUUCUAUUUGCAACAUAGUAGUAUCGUCGGUAAAUCUAGGUUUAAAGGAAAAUAAAAUUUAAAGAAACAAGUUGUGAAAGAUAAGACUCUUAAGAGAGUCAUAGCAGUCAUAGUGGUUUGGAUUCUCUUGUCUACAUACACCAUUAUUAAUCUGCAAAUACAACUGUCUCUCUUGUGAAAUGUCCCUGGUGGCAAGGAAAGAAAAUAGGCUGCUUUAUUUACAGGGUACACUGUACAUUAUUAUUAGGAGGCAUUGUUUUCAAGAUUGAGGAUAAGGGCUUUAAAUAGCAAAGUGGCUUCUCUCCUGUUACAUUAACUAGGAACCUUGAACGUUUCGUAUUAAAAAGGAAAAAAAAUAUAUUAGGUAAAGUUUCAGGAAAAUUUAAAACUUUUGGGAAUAAGGUGCUUAUAUGUUUCUAUAUUUUCCCUGAAAGUCUUUGGUGGAGCUCAUGAGAAGGCUAGGAAAGUUUAUUGAUUUGGAACUUUAGUCCGGGACAGGUAGAAAUUUAGUUCGAACAUGUAAACCUUUGAUAUGACUUGUCCGUGGGACAAGCACAUUUUUAAUUAGAAAAAUAAAAAUAAGAAACAGUUGCCUUAAAUAUUCCAUUUAACUUUGCCAUUCCACUGCCAGUUGUUUCAUCCAUUUGCUUUUUUACAAGCUCUGUUGUAGGUUUAAUUCAAAAAUAAUAUACAAGGGUAAUAAUGUGAUUAAAUAAUGUGAUUAAAAACAUUAAAUGCCCGUUGCAAGCUAAACUUUUUGGACAAGAACUCUAGGUUUCGGACAACCAAAUUUAAUGUAUUGCUUGUGUGAAGGACAAGUGGAUAGGAAAAUUUCUCUCUUACCAGGGUACAAAGAAGGUGAUUUUUAAAGCUUGCCAUUCGGGCAAGCUGAAGCUAGCAUAUACUAGCCCAAAUGUCAUUUCAACUAGCCCCCAAACCGUUUUGAUGAGCAGAAUUGAUUUCACAGUUCUUCUUUAAUUUGAAUUCCUCAAAAAAACUUCACUUGCCCAUCGGGCAAGUUAAGUUCAAAAUUCACUAGCUCGAUAGCAAAAUCCACUAGCCCCGGGGUAUCGGACACUACUUUCUUUGUGCACUGCUUACUCUCUAAUAAUAAUAACAAUGUACAUCCAGUGGUUUUUCAUAGCACUUUACAACGAUAUUAAUGGAUGAUACUUUUAUAAAAAUGCAUACAUUAAAAUAAAAAAAAGAUAUACAUUAUAAUAAACCAUUGUUAAUAAAUUUAACAUAUAUAUAUGUUUCAGUCUCCCCGACUAGUAAGGCACUGUGCCUGUGUUAUAAGACAUGAGACUUUAAUAAAGUUCAUUACUAUUAUUAUUAUUAUUAUUAUUAUUAUUAUUAUUAUUAUUAUUAUAGGGUUUCCAUGUAGCAUUUUCCCCUGAUUUUCACUCAACUGCAAGUAGGGUUCUAAAUGUAAAUAUUAUUGCCUUUAAGGAAAGCCUUUAACUCAUACUAGUCAAACAUUUUGAAUCUUUAACAGUCAGAUGAAUCUUAUUCAGUUGUGUGAAUUUGUGGACAUUGAAAUCAUUUGCUACUCAGGUUUUGCACUGUUAUUAGACCACUUGUGGAAAAUGCCUUAUCAUUUUUUUCAAAUUUUUAGUCUUGGUUUGUGAAAAGAGGCAUGUGGGGAACCCUGUGUCAAGUAAAAUUGUGCUAAUUGUAGUAAUUUGGCCGUGAGUGUAGGAAAAAAUGUUAUUAAUUAGUAAUAGCAGGCGGUGUCCUCUGGCAACUUAGGGGGUGUUUACAUGACACCGGGGCAACUUUUGCCCCGGAGCGAGUUCACUCCGGUUCCCUCUCAUAGCUCUACAUUUGUUACAUGAUACCACCACAAAAUGUCAUGCAGGUGCGAGUCACCCCAGCAUGAGUUCACCCCGGUUCUUGUACCGGGGCGAGAAUUUCACUCUGGUACAAAAUCUCAUGGCAGUAUCAUGUAAAUGCGAAACGACCACCCGUUUCAGCAUGAAAUCGGACUGCCGGUAGACUGGAAUGGGUAGCGCACGCGUAAUGUUUGCGAUUUUGAAUCACACUUGUAUUUUAUCAACAUGAAGUGUACCUUCAAAUAACGAGAUAUGAAAUGACUCAGUCAUAAUGUAAACCCAAUACAAAAUCAAAAAGUCAUCCCGGUAUGAGACUCGCGCCGGUGUGAGUUUUCUCAUGUAAACACCCCCUUACUGUACAUGUACUUGUGCCUUUAGUGCGCGAUUAAGUGUAUUAUCACUAGCCUACGAAUAAUCUGUGUAGUUUACUCAAAUAAUACUUGCUUUCUAUUUAUUCAGCAGAUCAGCCUGGUAUGGGAUGUUGGUGACAGAAAGUCCUCUCAAAGCAAACAGGAUUAAUACAUGUUAAUUACAAGCCUUAGUCUUGUAAAGUGGUUCCAGGGCUGUCACUAAGGGCCAUAAACCAGACUUUAACUCGGCUACUUUGAGCCCAAUACUUGGCUGUUUUUAGAGGAAAUGAAACUUUCCACAUUUUCAAUGUCCCGCUCACUAAUUUCACUUAAACCCUGCAACUUGCAAUCUUAGUGACAGCCUUGUGCAUCUAACUUUUACAUCAUCAGUUUAUGAAAAUGAUUUGUUAUUUGGAUUUUGUUGUUAAAUUUGACUGUAAACACUUCUGGGAGUGAAAGGGCUAAAUCAAGAAACCAUCAGUGUUAUACAUGUAUUAGGCUUUCAGUCUUUUUAUUUCUUAUCUAAAAUUGUUUAAGCUUUUAAUUUGAAUUAUGCUAAAUUAUACUAAAUAUUUUCAUUUUGAAAGAGACCAUUUUGACCCACCUUUACAUUAAUUUGUGUGUUAGAGUUGCUGUUUUUUAUCAAAAUUUAACUUCAUCAGUUUUCUUGUACACCCUGUACCUUACAUGUAAAUGCUAAUAAUUAUUUUAAACUAUAAAUCAUCUUAAUUUGGUAUAAUACUAAGUUAAGAUGAUUUUUUUGGAUAUUUUGAGAAGACUGUUUUGACCCAUUUGAAAAGUUUAUGUACACUGUAUCUUCUUAUUUAAACCUUACGUGUUGGAAAAUUUUUUUUUUUUAAUUUUUAAUGUAAUGACAAAGAUGCUAACACAGAAAUAAAUCAUGUUAUAUUUAGAAAAUUCAGGUUUAGAGUAUCAGUGUGUUUUGUUUUUUAAAACCUUGCAAUAUCACUCUUUGCGGGACUAAACUUAAAGAAUGCAAUUCGAUUUGCAGCUUUUGCAGUUACAACAAUGUAGCAUACCUGGCGAUUUUCAUGGGAUUUGAAAUGUAAAAAUAAAGAUAGGCAAUUUGAAAAUUGGUUAUGGUAAUGCAAAAUUGGAAACGGAAAGGGGCCCUAUUUUUUAAACUACUACUUAUUCAAAGUUCAUCUGCUGGUUAAACAAUAUAACUCCAUUAAAGCAAGUUAUAACUUAAUAGUAGGGAUGACUAAUGUCAGUUUGAAGUUGGGUUCUUAUUUUUCUAUAGGUCUAUUGGGUUUUCAACGCUUUAUAACUUUUCGUUUUUGUUGUCAGUUUUGAAGAAUAAAAACAAAAUUUCUGGCCUAAUCCUUUAACUGUGUGUUGAAGUGUUGUUACAUAUUAGGGUAUUUUAUUUUAUGUCGAAACUUGAAUUGAGGAUUACUCAUACAAUUAUUUGUAAUGUAUAUAUGAGUAAUCCUCCAUGACUAUGGAGAGACGAUGGGGAACCAAAGAAAACAACCGGUAUUAAGUACACAACAAAAAUCCAAUGUUUGUGUGGAAAAUUCAGAUAUUUGACAUGGACAAAAAUAAAAUCUUGAUUGUUAAAAGUUUGGUAAGAAAAAUUUACCGAUUACCAUUAUAUUUCCCUUUAUUUUUAAAGUUUCCAGUGUGUUUAUGUGUGUAUAUAUAUAUGGCGUAAAGGAGCUUGUAUUUUCGCUUUACGCAAGCUUAAAGUAGGGUUUACACAAGCUUUACUCAAAACGUAAAGGUGUUGCGUAAAGUUUUUGUUUCAUUACGCCAGCUUUAUAUGUACGCGUAAAGGUGCUGUAAAGCUGAACUUUACGUAGAGUAAAGGAAGCGUAAAGUUGCGUAAAAUUCAACUAUACGCUGACUUUACGUUGUCAUUACGCUCACGUAAAUUUGAUUUUUCAUGCUGUGGUUGGGAGGAUCACACGUUAAGUAGUUUACUCAUAGCCAAGAAGCUGCUAAGAUUGUUGAAGUGGGCAGCGUGA
Messenger RNA from Porites lobata, 7783 nucleotides. The record is from the annotation of a GenBank genome assembly. Lineage: Eukaryota; Metazoa; Cnidaria; Anthozoa; Scleractinia; Poritidae.